GAGAAGAGAAGCGGCGGGGCUGGGCUGGGCACGGCACGGCACAGCCCCCGGGGUGAGGGGCCCGGCACCGCAGCGCGGGGCUCUGCGGGGCCCGGCGUGAGAGAGGGGCGGCGGGCGCCGCGCGCGCGCGCGCGGGGGCGGCCGGCACCACCAUGACAACAGAGAAGAGCCCAGCGGCGGACGCCGACAGCUCGGACCAGCAGCAAGCCAAGGAGGAGGAAGGAGCUGCUGAAGCACAGAAACAGGAGGCUUCUCUGGAGGAAGGGGCUCAGCCUACGUCAGAGGGGCAGGGGCAGAAGCAGAAGGCCUCCAACGGAGACACCCCCACGCACGAGGAGCAGAGCAAGAAGGAACGUCGCACCUCCGAGGGCCGGGGCCUGUCCCGCCUCUUCUCCUCCUUCCUCAGGAGGCCCAAGUCUCAGGUGUCUGAAGAGGAAAAAGACACUGAUGCUCCUAAAGAGGCAGGAGGUGACCAGAAAGGCGCAGGAUUAGGAGCCAGCCCUGAUGAAGACAUCCUGGUGAAAGCGCCGAUCGCAGCUCCUGAGCCCGAGCUCAAAACCGACCCGUCACUGGAUCUCCAUUCCUUGAGCAGUGCAGAAACACAGCCUGCACAGGAGGAGAGGAGGGACGAGCAGGAGCCAGAAGGCAAAGACCCUGAGGACAAGGAAGAAGGAGAAGCCAAGGAAGAGUGUGCCAAGCCGGAGCCUAAACCAGAGACUCCGGAGACCAAAGCAGACAAGGAUUUGAAAGCUGCCCAGAAAGCAGUGAAAAGACACAGAAACAUGUACUGCAAAGUGGUCUUGCUGGAUGACACCAUUUUUGAGUGUGCUGUGGAUAAACAUGCCAAGGGACAGGAGCUCCUUAAAAAAGUCUGUGACCACCUCAAUCUGCUGGAAGAAGACUACUUUGGUUUGGCCAUAUGGGACACACCAACCUCCAGGACGUGGCUGGAUCCUGCCAAAGAAAUAAAAAAGCAGGUUCAUGGAGGCCCCUGGGAUUUUACCUUCAAUGUCAAGUUUUAUCCUCCAGAUCCUGCCCAGCUGACAGAGGAUAUAACCAGGUAUUACCUGUGUCUUCAGCUCAGACAGGACAUCCUCACGGGGCGGCUGCCCUGCUCCUUUGCAACCCUGGCCCUGCUGGGCUCCUACACGGUCCAGUCGGAGCUGGGGGACUAUGAUCCCGAGCUCCACGGCCCAGAUUACAUCACUGAGUUCAAACUGGCCCCAAACCAGACAAAAGAGCUCGAAGAGAAGGUUGUGGAGCUUCAUAAAACAUACAGAUCCAUGACUCCAGCCCAAGCAGACCUGGAAUUUCUUGAGAAUGCAAAAAAGCUGUCUAUGUAUGGAGUCGACCUUCACCAAGCCAAGGACUUGGAAGGAGUGGACAUCACUCUGGGAGUCUGUUCCAGUGGCCUUCUUGUUUACAAAGACAAACUGAGAAUCAACCGCUUCCCGUGGCCCAAAGUCCUGAAGAUUUCCUACAAACGCAGCAGCUUCUUCAUAAAGAUUCGGCCGGGGGAGCAAGAACAGUAUGAAAGUACAAUUGGGUUCAAGCUUCCAAGCUACCGGGCAGCGAAGAAGCUGUGGAAAGUCUGUGUCGAACAUCACACCUUCUUCAGGCUGACUUCCACCGAGGCCAUCCCGAAGAGCAGGUUCCUGGCGCUGGGCUCCAAGUUCCGCUACAGCGGGCGGACGCAGGCGCAGACGCGGCAGGCGAGCGCCCUGAUCGACCGGCCCGCGCCCCAGUUCGAGCGCACGGCCAGCAAACGAGCCUCCAGGAGCCUGGAUGGAGCUAAACGUGCGACUCAGAGAGUUGAGUUCAGGACCGUAGAGGAAGAGAAGCAGAAGGAGGUGGUGGUGGUUGAGGUUCCUGAACCAAAACCUGCGGAUCAGAUCCGAGAGAAGCCAGCAGUGGCUGUGAUAACCCCGGAGCGGAGUCCCCGGCCCACCUCGGCCCCGGCCAUCGCUCAGAGCCACCCUGCAGAGCCAGCCCCAGCUAAGCCUGACGUGAAGGACGCGGCCACAUCUAAAAUGGGGAAGGAAACAGCAAAAGCUGAUGUGAGACGUGAGGAAUUCCCACCAGAGAAAGCCAAGGCAGAGCCAGCUGAUGCAUCCAAGGUGAGGAAAACACACAUUGAGGUCACAGUCCCCACCACGAAUGGUGCCCAGCCCCAGCAGCAGCCUGCAGAAAAAGAGGAAGAGCUGAUAAGAAUGAGGAAGAAGAGAUCAAAGAGGCUAGAUGGUGAAAACAUUUAUAUCAGGCAUAGCAAUUUAAUGUUGGAGGAUCUAGAUAAGCCCCAGGAGGAAAUCAAGAAGCACCAUGCCAACAUCAGCGAGCUGAAGAAGAACUUCAUGGAGUCCGUCCCGGAGCCGCGGCCGAGCGAGUGGGACAAACGUCUGUCCACCCACUCCCCUUUCCGGACCCUCAACGUCAACGGGCAGAUCCCCACGGGAGCGGAUGGAGUCAAGAAAGUCACUGUCCUAUCUUCUGAGAGACAGUCUCCCAGCUACUUUCUCCCCAAUUCUCACCACUUAGGGGUGUGCAAAGAACCAGUCCCAAAAUACCGCACUGACCAGAGGAGGUUGGCUCAGCUGAGGGAGCUUAGAGCCAAGUUUUUCCUCUCCUAAGUACACCUGGAUUUGCCCAGGGCUGCCAAACUAAAGGGAUGGAGAGUUACUGCACAGCAACAUUCCCACAAUCUUUUCUUUCUUCAGCAGAAGUGCUGGAGGCUUUGCAUGGUCCUGUGUGCUGAUUUACUCAUUCCGGGUUUUUAACGUUCCUCAGACUCCAGAAACAAAAGUGCUAAAACACGGAGCAAAAUUCCAGGAGCUUGCAGUGCUCCCACUGCCAUCCUGCCCGUUCCACACGUGGCAUUUCUGAGAAUAGCAAUUUUACACUUGUUCCAGUAGAAUUUUCAGACCAAUCAGUGUUUUGAUCCUCUGGUCAGAACUUUGGAAAAGCCUUUUGUAUCUGCUCUGCAGUCUGGCUGUUCCAUGGCAUUUGCCAGACGCUGGUUUUAAGGGUAGAUUAGGAAGCUGUCAGAGACCACCUUUUGUACUGCACCAUUCCUGUUUCUAAUGCCUCCAGCUUUUUUCUCAACCAUUCCAAUUCCAAAACACUCCAGGAGGUUUUGAGCACCUGCUUUCCUGGCAGGGCAGGCACAAAACCACCACAACCCCG
Pipra filicauda (Wire-tailed manakin) is the source of this 3180-nucleotide messenger RNA. It is a transcript of the gene EPB41, whose product is annotated as erythrocyte membrane protein band 4.1. Gene Ontology annotation, molecular function: actin binding; structural molecule activity. The transcript is spliced from 19 exons. The record is from RefSeq and is a predicted model, not a curated record. Gene Ontology annotation, cellular component: cytoskeleton; plasma membrane. Gene Ontology annotation, biological process: cortical actin cytoskeleton organization. The coding region runs from base 153 to 2627 and encodes 824 amino acids. NCBI's taxonomy places the organism in Eukaryota, Metazoa, Chordata, Aves, Passeriformes, Pipridae.